CUGUCUGCUAUUGGUCAAUCCAGCUCUCCGAACAGUGGAGACAGGUUCAGUCCCCCGGUCACGUCCCUGUAAAUAACCGCGCAGGGUGCGAACAUAACUUAUAUAAACUUAAAUAUCGUUGUCGAAGCUCAAACUUUCGCUUCGUCCGCGUCUGUUUCUGCGGUGACGGCACCGUUAGUUAGCUGUCACCGUGUUUUGUUGUCUGCUAACAUGUCCGGAGGAGGUGUCAUCCGCGGUCCGGCCGGGAGCAACGACUGUCGGAUAUAUGUGGGGAAUCUCCCCCCGGACAUCCGCAGCAAAGACGUCGAGGACGUGUUCUAUAAAUAUGGAAUAAUUCGGGAUAUUGAUCUGAAAAACCGAAGAGGAGGACCACCGUUUGCGUUCGUGGAGUUCGAGGACCCGAGGGAUGCCGAAGAUGCCGUUUAUGGACGUGAUGGUUACGACUACGAUGGCUACCGUCUGCGUGUUGAGUUCCCUCGAAGUGGACGUGGAGGUGGCAGAGGAGGAGGUGGUGGGGCUUUAGGAACGCCAAGGGGAAGGUAUGGUCCCCCUUCACGACGCUCCGAGCACAGGGUUAUUGUCUCAGGUCUUCCUCCCAGUGGAAGCUGGCAGGACCUGAAGGAUCACAUGCGAGAGGCAGGUGAUGUAUGUUACCUGAUGUGUACCGCGAUGGCACCGGCUGAUGUGUACCGCGAUGGCACCGGAGUGGUGGAGUUUGUACGCAAGGAAGACAUGACCUACGCUGUCCGUAAAUUGGACAACACCAAGUUUCGCUCUCACGAGGGAGAGACGGCCUACAUUCGUGUGAAGGUGGACGGUCCUCGCAGCCCCAGCUAUGGUCGCUCUCGCUCGCGUAGUCGCAGUUGCAGUCGAAGCCAGAGCAACAGCGGGUCUCGCAGCUACUCUCCUCAUCGCAGCCGAGGGUCUCCGCGUUACUCUCCACGUCGUUCCCGCUCGCGCUCUCGCACUUAAGACACACCUGACCUUGAUUAAACCACCAGCCAGCCCAACAGUGCAUCUCAGAGUGGAGAAGACAAACUUCACGGGACAACGCCUGUACAGUCUCCAUGGACCAUUUGCUGUGUUCAUUGUUUGCUGUGUGUUUCUGUUUCCCCAAUUUUCUGUUGUGAUUUUUAUUUUACUUUACAUUUCGGCAGACCAGAUAAGAUUGGCUGAAGUACCCCGGUCUGUGUACUGUCUCUUCUCCCUUUCUCUUUUUCCGUUUCCUUUUCACCCCAAAAUGAUCUAUAUCUCCUGCUAACCUUGUCUCCCCUGUUUGAGUACUUUUCCUCCUCUGAUUCCAGGAUGUGUUGACGGGAAUGGUACCUUGUUGGAGGAAUUCAUCAUUGUAUGCCAUAUGUUGUUAUUUUAGGGCUGGUAUGAUUAUUUAUAUAUAUAUAUGUGUGUGUGUAUAUAUUUUUUUCAGUCUUGCAUUUACUAUUGUACUUUGACCUUCUCGUGUCUCUCUGUAGAGUUCAGAGGAGCAGGAUAGGAUGGGAACAAAGGAAAAGAAAACACAGUUCAUAUUAGGAUAAACAGCAGGAGGAGGAAUCAAAUAUGGCACCAAUGGUACGAUGGCUGAGGCCUCUCACAACUCUGAAAUCUGCAUAAAAUAAGGAUUUCCUCAGUUUUUUUUUUACUCUGAAUAUAUGCUUGAAAAUAGCUGAGUACUGUAACUGAAUGUAUGUGGCUGUAUUAGAGGUUUUGUUUUGUUAUGAUACGUUCUAGUUCUAGUUGCUGUAUGUGUGCAUGCUCCCGUAUAGCGUAAGUACCAGCAAGGUUACUUGUCUUCUGUCAGUAGUCCUUAAAGCCACUGGUCCUGCAGUUUUUUCUAAAGCAUAAUGAAAUGCUGUGUUGGGUCAGUGCAGUAUGUAUGUGUGUAUAGUCUUCUUUUACUGUACACUACCUCCUGUUUGGAGAUCCAGUGGUCAUUGGUGUUUCUGCUUUUGCUCUCUCUUAGUAUCCAAAGUAAUUGAUAUUUGUUGGGGGGAAUGAUUCUAAUUUUUCUUUAAUUAUUUUCUGAAAGUUUACUUCUAACUUGCCUCCUUCUCUUUGGUUCUGCUGGUAUUCUGAAGGUUCGGACUGGGCUCAUUGUCUCCCCAUUCCGGAGCCGGAUCAGGAUUCAGGAUCAGAUCAGGAUUAGGAUUAGGCUUCGGGAUGGAUACAUGGAGCAGGAGAAUUUUACCGGGAGAGGAUCCCAACCCCCGGCCCUGUCCACAUAACCACAUCAAACCGGAACCAUUGUAGUGAAAUACUUAAACUAAAUUGGCCUUCAAACAGUCGGGGGGGAAAAAUCUUUCUUUUUGUGCGGGACCUCAGACACCCAGUCACUGGUGGCAUCCUGAUGAGUGAUUGUUUUUCCAAUUACUUUUUUUUUUAAUUAAGAGGAGCAAAACUCGGAUCAAAACCAGGAGGAGGGCUGGGAGGUGCAGGAUGGAUCCACACACGUAAGGAGAGUGGUAAAUAGUGGGCAACCAUUAACAGUGGAGGAGGGAGGGAGGGAAGAAGGGAGGCGAUGUAGAGAUGUAACAUUAAUGUUUGUUUUCUCUUAGGUCAGUCUUUUGCUGCAGAAAAUGAGUUUAUUUUAAGCAUUAUCUCCA
This is a messenger RNA of Morone saxatilis (striped sea-bass), 2600 nucleotides long. RefSeq names its product serine/arginine-rich splicing factor 1B-like. Gene Ontology annotation, molecular function: mRNA binding. Gene Ontology annotation, cellular component: nucleus; ribonucleoprotein complex; cytoplasm. The record is from RefSeq and is a predicted model, not a curated record. NCBI's taxonomy places the organism in Eukaryota, Metazoa, Chordata, Actinopteri, Moronidae.